This is a messenger RNA of Solanum pennellii, 579 nucleotides long. RefSeq names its product ninja-family protein 2-like. Bases 1 to 579 code for a protein of 192 amino acids. The record is from RefSeq and is a predicted model, not a curated record. Gene Ontology annotation, cellular component: nucleus. Gene Ontology annotation, biological process: signal transduction; negative regulation of DNA-templated transcription. NCBI's taxonomy places the organism in Eukaryota, Viridiplantae, Streptophyta, Magnoliopsida, Solanales, Solanaceae. The transcript is spliced from 3 exons.
AUGGCUACACCAAAGGGUAAAACUUCUACCAAUAGAAGUGAUGAACAAGAAAUUGAUCUCAAUCUUACAUUUGGUGGUAUUUAUAAUACUGGAAAUUCUAACGGAAUUUCAGUGCCUCAACCGUUUUCACAAAUUAUUGCAUCUGUUGCCAAAAAUCCUGCUUUUCAGUGGGCUAUUGAGAUUAUGAGAUCUGAAAUUAAUAACAACUCAAAGAUAGGGAAGAUAUGCCUGAAAUUUAUGAAUCUGCUAUCAAAUUCAAUGGAAAAGGGUAAGUCAAUUCUCUUACCAGAAAGCAAUGGAGAAAAGCCAUCGAAUAAAGUUAAGAAUUUUGAUAAUGUUGUAACUUCGAUGAAUACUAGUGAUCUACUAAGGACUAUGCCUUGUGGGACCACUUCUGGUGGUAUCAUAAAUGGAAAGCUGACAGAAGGGAUUCUCUAUAGUGGUGGAGAAGAAAAGAGAAUUUCAAUACAUUGUAUUUGUCAUGGAAUGUUCUACACGACAGCUGAAUUUGUGAAGCAUGGCGGUGGGAAAGAGGUUGAUGAUCCCAUGAAAUUUAUUAAAGUAGUUGAUGAUGCUUAA